This is a messenger RNA of Monopterus albus (swamp eel), 6767 nucleotides long. It is a transcript of the gene tasora, whose product is annotated as transcription activation suppressor a. Gene Ontology annotation, biological process: negative regulation of gene expression, epigenetic; protein localization to heterochromatin. The coding region runs from base 176 to 6025 and encodes 1949 amino acids. The record is from RefSeq and is a predicted model, not a curated record. The transcript is spliced from 26 exons. Gene Ontology annotation, molecular function: chromatin binding. Gene Ontology annotation, cellular component: heterochromatin; nucleoplasm. Lineage: Eukaryota; Metazoa; Chordata; Actinopteri; Synbranchiformes; Synbranchidae.
GACUGAUACUGUUAAGCUAUCCCAGCUCUGUGAGAAGGGGCUGUUUGUGGGUCAGAGCUGGGUGACGGUGCUGGGAAACCCCAAUAAAGGAGUGUAUUUAUCCAGGUACGCAGACCUGCUCCAGGUUAACCCCUUCAGCCCUGGAACCACGGGGGAAAUAAUCAUCUUCAAAGUGAUGAAGGGGAAAGUGAAGAGCAUCUAUGAAAACAUGAAGAACCUUCUAGAUCCAACGCCGCGCUUCGACAGUCACAUCUCUAAGAACACCAGCAAAGUCACCUCGCUCACCUCGUACCGAGCCUUCGAACUCACACAGCACUACUUCUACGAGUAUUUGUUCGAUGAGCUGCGGCCGCGGCCUCGCCAGGUCUGUCCAUACGCUGUUGUAUCCUUCCAGUUUAAGGGAAAAGACUCGGCACUCCCCAGCAAACCUCUGGCCCCCAUCAGGUUGAACAGCCAAUCAGCACAGGGGAGUAAAGAGCGUGCUCAGUUCACAGUGUGGUCGGGAGAUUUGGUUCAAGGCGACCGGCUUCUCUACCAGAUUUCCCUUCGCUCCUCCUCUCCUCCCUUCCUGCCCCACAAGCUACCAGAGAAGUUGGAAAUCGGUUAUUUGAUGAGGCUUGACCAGAUGUCCAAGCUUGUCCACUCCGACGUGUUCUCCUACAACAUCUACAACAGCAGCCAAGAAGUUGUGAAGAACGGCCAUUGUUGCAGUCUUCUGGAGGUGAAUGACAGAAGUCGGUCAACAACCAGCAUCACAAUACUGCUGCAGGAACUGGAGAUAAAGAGAGUGGUUCUGGUGACUCCACUUACAGAGAGAGGAUUUCUCUUUCUACUCUCCAGUGUGCAGAUGGCCACGCCCACUGAGAGAGGAGAGAGCUGGAAGAGGUGUCUUCAGGCCUUGUUUGUCUUUCCAGAGACCAGAGAUGUGUCCCAAGCCACAUCAAGGUGGGCGUCCUCUUCACAUGAUUGCUCAGAGUCAUCAAUGUCUGGUGCCAUGGUGAUGCCACAGCUGAGGCAGUUUAUCCCAGCAUUGCACCACUCCCUCAUCAAGGCCCGCGCCAACCCCCCUGCUGAGCUGUCUGUUGGUGUGGAGCAGCUGAUGAAGGAAUACUUUAUCAGUUUGACUGAUGACAAGUUUCGACAGUACUCCAUCGGUGAGUACGAUGAGCAAGGAAAACAGUUUGUUAUACCCAAACACCACCAGGUGAACAUGGAAGGCUACCUGCGCUCCUACCUGUACAUCCCUGUCCUUUACCAGCUGAAAGUGUCCCAUGCCAGACAGAUUAUGGAAGCACACUGUGGGUCUGAGGUGCUACAAGAGGUGAGGCCCAGGAAGGGCUCUGGAUACCAGAAGGAGGCAAUGGGGAAGGAGGCAAUGGGCACUAAAGACAAACAGACCAAUAGUCAAAAGAUGCAGCAGUUGAUAGACCUGGUUAUGGAUUGUAAGAAGAAUGCGGAAAAUGAGGUGAGGAGGGAGGAAGGGGGAGAUGGAGGGCUGAAGGCACCAGGGAGGAAGAGGAGGCUGGAACAGCAGACGGCAGAGAGGACGCUUAAAUUCCUGAAGGCAUCGCAGCAACCUGGAAGACACAACAAGAUUCCAGAUGAGGGAAGGCAAGUCCCCGCCCCUCCAGGCUCUCUCGCAUCUGCGAUUGGCUCAGUGGGUUUGAAGGAUAUUGAUCUGAGGGAAGAUGGAUCUGAACUUGCUGCCAGACUUCUCAGCCUGCUGACGGGCCUGAACCAGGCCGCCACGGGAGCAGCCGGUCAGAACCUUGGUGAGGUGCCGGAGGAGCAGCAGAGAGACUCCUGUCCGUUUGAUAGGCUGGCCACCAGGCUGGGCCUACCCACCAACUGUGACAUUGACCUGAGGAGGCAGGAAGAGCUGGAGGAACAGACGGCGGGCAGCAUCAGUAGUUUGGAGGGAUUCAGUCCCAGCUCCCACAGCGGGGAGAUUAAUCACUAUGGAGCAGCCUUCAGAGGAGGAGGAGGAAUGGGGAAGAGAGCAGGAUGCUACGAAGAGGAGGAGGAAGAAUGGGAGAUCCCAUGGGUCCUCAUCCCCAUAACAGGGCUGUGUUCAGAGCGGUACACCCCAAGAGACAGAAACACCCCCCAGGACCCUCGUUUCCAGCACCUCACCGUAGCAACAAGCGUCACCACAACAACCCAACCUCCCAGGAAAAGCCCCACCCCAUCUCCUGAGCCCACCUCUCCUCCCUCCCCCUCCCAGUGCCCGUCCCCUGAGCCCACUACUCCUCCCUCACCCUCCCAAUGCCCAUCACCUGACCCCAGCUCUCCUGAGUCCAGCCCCCCCCUUUUUCGGUCACAGUGCCUGUCCCCAGCACCUAGCCCUCCCACUUCUCCCUCCCAGUGCCCAUCUCCACAGCCCAGUCCUCCCAACUCUUCCUCCCAAGUCCCAUCCCCUCUGAAGUGGUCUCCCCCCUCUCCUUCCCAGUGCAAGUCAUCAGAGCCUAAUGAGCUCAACGCACUUAACAGGGGCCACAGUGGAUCUAACAAGAGGCGGAUAGCCCCCCCAGCCUUCAGGGAGUUUGCAGCAGUGUCCAAGGACAGAGAAGAGAAACCUCAGGGGAAAGAAAAGAAGAGUGAAGCAUCCAUCUCUGCAUGUAUCCCUCCAGCUCCAGAGGGGAAUACAAUCCCCUCCCAAGCACCCACUGAUCACGUGAAGGAGGACACAGGAGAGAAAACAGGGUGGCUGAAGGAGAUGCAGGCAGGGCUUUUGGAGAAGGAGAAACAAACUCAGCCAGCUGAGAACUUAAAAAAGCAGAGAGCGGAAGCAGCCAAAAACAGUAAGCAAUAUGAGGAGGAGGUGGUGGGCAUGACACAUGAGGCAGUUAGUGAAAGGGUGCAAAAGGGAGUAGUAAAGGACCUGGUAGGUGCCUCUUUGUUUUCUUCAUCUGUCUCCUCAUCCCCUACUCAUCCUCUCAGAGAUAUUGACAGCAUUGUGGACAAGCAUCUGGGGGACUUUGCCUCUGAGAUGCAGCUUCUCCUGCAGGGGGAGAGCAUUCAUUACAGCUUGCCACAGUCCCCACACUCCACAUCAAACCCAGAAGCCACCAUACCUUCACACAUGCUCCCACCCUCCUUUGUAUCUCAGUUUUCACAGUAUGUGUCUUUCUACAACCCCUGCCCUCCGGUCCAGGACUAUGUUAACUCACUACAUGACAGCAUUAACAGCAUGCUGACGGAGUUAGAAAGCUCAUCGAGCCACAGUGAUGAUACCAGGUUGGCUGGCAAAGUUGGUGCUUAUGUGUCCAGCAUCCGAGCAGCAAAUGUUAAAACAGGUGUAGAUGAUGAGGUUUCUGUAAACAGCGGUGACCUCACAGCUGCUGCUGACGGUGCUUCAGCCGAUCAAGCUCCUGCACUCUGCAUAGAAGGUGACGUCUGGCUGCCAGAUGCAGUCACCAAGCGGUUUCCUGAUGCUACAAACAGCAAGAGUCCCCCAACUUCUCAUGACACUUUAUCUGUUCCUACCUCUGCGUGUGGCUCCGCCUAUAAGUCCACCAACACCGCCGAUCUCCAUCCUCCUCCUGCCACACAGUCUCAGUGGAACUGGAAACCACAACAAAGUCACACUUCAGAGAUCAACAGCACCGUUGCUCACAAUGUCACACAAACACUAAACGGCAGCACUUUCAGGACUGUACAUUGUGCCACCGAUGUUGAAGCUGGCAGCAGUCUUGUAGGUUCAAGCUGCAAGGUGACUUUACCAGGGUUGAGUGGUGUAUCUAACAACCUGGCACAGUCUUCGUGCUCAUCUGAACCGGUCUCCAGCUCUGUCCCUGUGUCCAUCCCUGGGCCUGGCACAGGUCCCACCCCACCGGCCACAGCCUUGAGCUCUGUGAUCAGCCAGCUGGAGCCAGAGGUGUUCAGCAGCCUUCUCAAGAUCAUCAAAGACGUCAGGAAAAACUCCCUGAAUUUCUACCUCCACGACACCGAGCCGGGGGACCAGCUGUGUGAAGACGUCAAGGAGCACUUGUUGAAGCAGGGGAACGUGGAACAGUCUCCUGGGGCCUUUCUGAACCAAGAAGACCCUGACAACAGACUGCUGGUCAUCAUUAAAAACAAAGACAUCGCUGGACACAUCCACAAGAUCCCAGGCCUGGUGUCUCUGAAGCAACACCCCUCUGUGGUGUUUGUGGGAAUCGAUACACUGGACGACAUCAGGAACAACAGCUACAACGAGCUCUUUGUGUCUGGAGGUUGCAUUGUCUCAGAUGAGUUAAUCCUCAAUCCAGACUUCAUCACUCAUGAUCAACUGGCAGCGCUGCUGAUGUUCCUGGAAGAGCACAGUUCCCUGGAGAGUGUCUGGAAGUGGAAGGUUCACUGCAAAACCCACAAGAAAUUAAAAGAGCAAGCCAGGUUCAGGAGAGAUGCAGCCAGCCUAUUGGAUUUGCUGUCAGCCUACCAGAAGCGGCAGAUUGUUGAGUUCCUCCCCUAUCAUCACUGCGACAUGAUAAACCAUCAGUCACCUGACCUGGACUGUAUCAUCGAGCUCCAGGCCCGAUACACACAGUACAGGCACACAAUCUUCCUGACUGAGCAUCAUCAUGAGAGGUUCACUGCCUACUCCAGUAGCGGCAUCAUUGUAGCUGGUAUUGAAAAAAUUCUGCACAACUUCACUGGACUGGUUGGUUACCAUGACAUCAGGGACAAGCAGCCAAUCAUGGAUGACCUGUUGGCAGCCAAAAGUCUCGACAGGCAGCUGAGUCAUGGUGACUCUGUUUCAGGCUCCGAACACAUCCAUCCCUUCUCCAGUAACCAAGCUCAAAGCCUCCUCCAACAACCUGACUCUGGCCUCGACCUUCACCCCCACGUCUCUGACCAGCUUGUCCCAGACGCCUCCUAUAAGGACGCUGUGCCACCACCUUCACACAGGCACUAUGAAGUGCUGCAACUGGCCAUUUCACAUCUGCGGGCUGAGCGUCAGGCACAACAGCAGCAGCAGCUAUCGGGCUCCCAGGUGGAGUGUAGCAUCAACCCCCACAAUAGCUUUCUUCUCGAUCCUGUUCAUACAGGUAGCGGUCACACCCCUGUUCCUUCAGUUCAGGGAGGUCCUGCGGCCUUAGACCAACUCACUCCUGGCAGGAAAGCAGUGGCGGCCACUCUGGACUUAAUUCACUCCUCACUACAGCCGGAGCUGGAAGGGGAGGGGAGGAGGGGGGACAGAGCAGAGCUUUCCACAGAGGGACAGAGGAGGGGGAGUGGCGGCAGCGGAGGAGGAGGAGCGGCGGCUGGAGAUCAGCAAGAUGGUACUCCAGGUAGAGUGGUGGGGGUGGUGGGAGGAAAGUGUGUUAGUGACACCUUGGUGUCCAGUCAAAACACAGCUGCAGUGACAGGACCAAGCAACCAGGCAGACUCGACCAGUGACAGGAGAGAGAAAGUUAAUCAACAAGAAGAACCUGCAUUUCCUAAGCAUGGUGCAUCCUCCUCUGGUACCCCCUCCUGUUCUGUAGAGGGCAGCAGAUUAAGAGACACACCAUCAGGCCAGGAACAGCCAAUAAGAGGAGAGGGAGCACCACCUGGGAACAGCACAACAUGUAGCACCACAGUAACAGGAAGUAGUGCCACCGUGAAAGGAAGUAUCGCCACGGUAACAGGCCAGCUGGAUAAAGUGAAUCAUGCUCUGCCCCAACAGCAACAUUUGCAACAACACAGCAACCAGCAGCAGCAACUCAGUGAGCAACCACAGCUCCAGCCGAGACUGUCGAAUCCUCCACAGCUCGGGGGCGUUAGCCUCCUGCAGGCCCACCACCUGCAUCGACUCCACCAGCCUUUCCCCUCCAGCCCCAUGCUGGCACCCCUGACAUCGCUGGGAGGGAUAACAAGCCUCCUGGGACCUACACAUGUGUGGCCAGGGGGCCUGGGCCCUGCAAGGCCUGCUGCUCUGGUCUGGGGCUUCCAACAACCUGCCACCACCUCUAGCCUGCUGGGGGGGUUCUCCAACCCUGCAGGUCAGGGCAGCAACAGUUACAGAGGGGGGCAAAGAGGAGGGGGCUUUACUGGGAUUUAGAAAGUCAUUUUAGCGACACCAGCUGAUCUGCCCAAGAACCUCCACACAACCAAAAAGCAGCUCCUUGUUCCAGAUAAUAUACCGGUACAUGUUGAAACACACAUUGCAAACAGUGACAGGUGUGAGACUGACAAAAGCAGGAAGUAGGAGCGAUGGCACUGCAUUAUUUAUCAUCAGGCUGAUGUCUAACCUUGAUGCAGCAUUGUCAUAGGUCCUGUCACUGUCUUGAUUCACCUUCUCCUCCAGUCACGGUACGACAGCAACAAAGGCCCCCAACCAGCGCUGACCGACGGUGCUGCUGUUCAGUGGAAUGCAACUGUUUGAACACCAGAGAAGCUCAGACAGAAGAGAACUGGUGUAAAGUAACAAAAACAGGACUUGCUCUGAAAUGGGGGAAUAUCUUCUACUAAAGUGACUUUGUAUAUUUAAUAGUCACCUUGUGGAAGGUUUUAUGAACCUGACAGUGACUGAAACAAGAAUGGCAGUCCAGGAGUGUGACAUUCCCAGCAAUAUAACUCUUCAUCAGACAAUCAGAAUCUCUGUAGCCACCCCUGAGUAGGAGCAACAGCGUGUAUGAGAAAUUGCAAAGCAACAGUCAGCUGCUGUAGUGUCGGACAAAAAACCUGCAGCCUGCAUGCGACUCCCUGCAGUAACCACUACAUGUUGAUCGGUUAGUAUAGAAUAGUAAGGAAAAGGCCAUACCUCACCCUUUGGACACGUGUGUGUGUGAGAGUCAGCAGCA